AUGAGCCCGGCAGCCUAUGAAAGCAGUCUCCUAUCCAACCUGAACGUUCUACCGGUGUGGGAACUUGGCAUCAACGGAACUGGAAUCACCGUCUCCAUACUCGACGAUGGCGUCGACUAUUUGCAUCCGGGGCUUGCCAAGGCAUGGAGCUCCGAGGGAAGUUGGGAUUUUGCAAGCAAGGGCCCCCAAGCGCUUCCGCAAAAGCCAGAUGACCGACAUGGCACACGCUGUGCGGGACAGAUCGCAGCAGCACUUGGAAGCAAGUGCGGACCAGGGGUAGCAUUUGGUGCCCAAAUAUCGGCCGAGCGGCUACUUGGAGAAGGCAUUUUCGACUCAACUGAGGCUAAAGCACUCAACUACCGAUGGGAACGCAACGACAUUUACUCGUCAUCCUGGGGACCUGCGGACGACGGCUCAUCGCUCGACGGCCCCGGUCGGUUCGCUCAAGCCGCUCUCGAGAGUGGCAUUCGAAACGGGCGGCACGGCCGAGGGUCAAUCUUUGUCUUUGCCAAUGGCAACGGCGGCAAAGCCGACAACUGCAACUACGACGGCUAUGCAAGCAGCAUCUACACCAUUUCUGUGGGUGCCAUCACCCACGACGGGGUACUCACGCCGUACUCAGAGCCAUGUGCUGCCCAUUUGGCUGUCAGCUAUGCGGGCGGCCAUGGAAAAGUGAUCAGCACAACCGAUCCUCGCGGCCGAUGCACCACCGAACACACGGGUACAUCAGCGGCUGCCCCAUAUGCAUCUGGUGUGAUUGCGCUGCUGCUUUCGUAUAGACCCGAUCUGACAUGGAGGGAUGUUCAGCACCUGAUUAUCCACUCCGCCAAGAUCACAGAUCCGGGCGAUCCUGGGUGGCGGACCAACGGCGCCGGGUUGCCUGUUUCUCACAAAUACGGAUACGGUGCCGUCGAUGCGUAUCGGCUGAUCGAGGCCGCCAGGGACUUUCGGUCGUUGCCAGAGGCCAUGCCUCAUUGGAAACAUCGUGUGCGAGUGCACCGACGCAUCCCGGCGGCGGUUGGUCGACAUGCGGCGCUGAUCGACGAGAUCAGGGUUCGGCCCGAUCGCAGCAACAUGAUCUCGCGGCUCGAGCACGUUCAGGUGGUGUUGCGACUGGUCCAUCCGAAACGCCGGUUCCUGACCAUCUCCCUCGUCUCGCCCGCUGGUACCGAAAGCAUACUGGGAACCCCGAGACCAAGAGACACGUCCGAUCAGGGAUUCAAUCCGUGGACGUUCACAACCGUGCAUCACUGGGGCGAAUCGCCGCUCGGGCGGUGGCAGCUCCGUCUUGCCGACCGCCGAGACGAUGAUGGCGCCUUUGACCCCAGGUGGCCCGACGAAGGCACACUGAUAUCGUGGGAGCUGGUGCUCGCUGGAAUCGGCAACGCAUCCGCAGCUGAUGGCGACUGGACGAUCUCACCGCGGCCGCACGCAGCGACUUACGACCUGCCCCGUCCCAGCUUCCUCUCGGUUGGCACAACGACCACGGCUGCCCUGUUGCUGGUGCCGAUCGUCCUGGCCAUCCUAUACCGAAGGCCAGGACGGAGGAUUUACAGCUAAGGGCUCGCCAAGGACGGGCGGCGACGAGGGACCAUCGCCAAACAAUACACCGAGUCCACAAAAAAUAGGAAUAAACAGUAUUUGCCAUGGCCGAAGGGGGCGAGGCUUCUGCACAGACACCGGGUGGCCCAGUGUAGCCAAGUCUGGGAAAGGUCGCCGAGGACGCAAACAAGACCUUCCUCGGAUCGCAAUCAUGAACGCUGGGCCGGCAGCGCCGGAAUGGCGACGUGUGUAGCGGAUGAUGAGGGGGGAUGAGCAAAGGCGGGGGAAAUCCAACCAGGACAACUAUGGGAUCGGCUCAGAGGCUCUCCUAAUUGCAACUUUGUUGUAACAAGGUGGUUGGGGGUGUGCAAUCCUCUACAAUAUCCCUCCAGCACGAAGCGAAGGGCUUGGGAUAUAGUUUCAACCCAUUCGUCAUCACCGAUAUAGUUG
Polychytrium aggregatum is the source of this 1992-nucleotide messenger RNA. RefSeq names its product the Pro protein Convertase Furin. Gene Ontology annotation, cellular component: Golgi membrane; trans-Golgi network. Gene Ontology annotation, biological process: protein processing. The record is from RefSeq and is a predicted model, not a curated record. Gene Ontology annotation, molecular function: serine-type endopeptidase activity. Lineage: Eukaryota; Fungi; Chytridiomycota; Chytridiomycetes; Polychytriales. The coding region runs from base 1 to 1560 and encodes 519 amino acids. The transcript has 5 exons.